Vicia villosa (hairy vetch) is the source of this 814-nucleotide messenger RNA. RefSeq lists its product as uncharacterized. The transcript has a single exon. NCBI's taxonomy places the organism in Eukaryota, Viridiplantae, Streptophyta, Magnoliopsida, Fabales, Fabaceae. The record is from RefSeq and is a predicted model, not a curated record. Bases 105 to 755 code for a protein of 216 amino acids.
UUCUAUCUUCUCAUCAUAUAUAAAACUCCACUUUCCUUUUUCAUUCUCAAACCAUUACCAACCAAUAUUGAUACAUCUUUCUAUUCAUUUCUUUUCAACAAUUAAUGGGAAAUUCAGUUGUCACUCCAUGUUUUCAUCCUCAAAACAAAAAACUAUCGUCGUCUUCGUCGUCGCUGUCUUCUUCUUCGGCUAAGCUUAUAUUUUGGCAAGGCGCAACGAGAUUCUUAAACGGAAACCACACCGCGGGGGAGAUUUUCUUCGAGUUUCCAGAUACGAUGAUUUGUCAUGUAGACUCGUUCUUUAUCGGACACCCGAUCCCUAGUUUAGACUCGGAAGACGAACUUAUCCCCGGGGAGGCCUAUUUUGUUGUCCCUUUUGAUCUCUUUUCAUGCAAAACCCUAUCGGUUUCUUCGCUCUUGUCAUUGAGAUCGUAUAAUAGUAGUAGUAACAACAAGUCAACGAUCAAAUUCGGAGAGUGUCCGUUUGAGUAUUUGAAGGAUUGUGAUGGAAAGGUUUUGAUCAAAGUUAUGCCGGAGUUUAUGAUGAGGCUUGUUGAUGGAGAUAGAUCAGGGAAUGAUGGUUGCCUUAGUAGUAAAAGCAGUUUUCUUUGUAGUACUCCUGAGUUGAAAAAACAUUAUGAAAUGCUUGUGAAGUCUAAGGAUCAGGUUUGGUCUCCUAAGCUUGAGACUAUUUUGGAAAACAAGGUUAGGCUUAGAAAAGAAAGAAAAAAGACACAAACUGUGUCUGCUAGAUAGAGUUUAUAUGUAUGCAUGUAUGUAUAAAGUUGUAGAGUUAUGUGAAAUUAAUUUGCGUA